CGUGCUGUCUCCACCGAAUCCGCUCCGAGGCGCACGUGCUUCCUCCUCGAAGCACCGGUUGAUCUGCCCCCUCACUCCCUUUUACGCCCACCGCCUCCGCCGCGUUCGCAGCAUCCUUUGAUCCAGGUGUUCACGGCUUCUCCUCCCCCGUAAACAGAAACAUGAGCACAGUAAAUGGGGCAGCUUCAACAGAGACACGCACAGUCCCACGGCUCAAUGAAAGGAUUUUAUCAUCAAUGUCAAGGAGAUCAGUAGCUGCGCAUCCUUGGCAUGAUCUUGAAAUAGGUCCCGGGGCUCCUGCUGUGUUUAAUGUUGUUGUGGAGAUAACAAAAGGAAGUAAAGUCAAAUACGAACUUGACAAGAAGACCGGGCUGAUUAAGGUAGAUCGAAUCUUAUAUUCCUCAGUGGUCUAUCCUCAUAAUUAUGGUUUCAUCCCUCGCACUCUUUGUGAAGAUAAUGACCCCAUGGAUGUUUUGAUCCUUAUGCAGGAGCCGGUUCUUCCUGGUAGCUUUCUACGAGCCAGGGCCAUCGGUCUUAUGCCUAUGAUUGAUCAGGGGGAGAAAGAUGAUAAGAUCAUUGCUGUUUGUGCUGAUGAUCCUGAGUAUCGUCACUACAACGACCUCAGUGAAUUGCCUCCUCAUCGUCUCGCUGAGAUUCGUCGUUUUUUUGAAGACUAUAAGAAGAACGAGAACAAAGAGGUUGCCGUGAAUGAGUUCCUACCUGCAACUACUGCCCGUGAAGCCAUCCAGUACUCUAUGGAUCUUUAUGCUCAGUACAUAUUGCAGAGCUUGAGGCAGUAGAUUGCAAGCUUUUGGUUGAGCAUUUCAAAUCAUGUGGCGUUAAAGACUGUUGUAUCAUGACAUUGUUCCAAUUUGUGAACUUGUAACGCUGGAUUUAGUUAUAUCCACUUAGAUAGUUGUUGGGUUGA
Musa acuminata AAA Group (dessert banana) is the source of this 928-nucleotide messenger RNA. Its product is annotated as soluble inorganic pyrophosphatase. Gene Ontology annotation, biological process: phosphate-containing compound metabolic process. Gene Ontology annotation, molecular function: magnesium ion binding; inorganic diphosphate phosphatase activity. Bases 162 to 800 code for a protein of 212 amino acids. The transcript has 9 exons. Gene Ontology annotation, cellular component: cytosol; cytoplasm. The record is from RefSeq and is a predicted model, not a curated record. Lineage: Eukaryota; Viridiplantae; Streptophyta; Magnoliopsida; Zingiberales; Musaceae.